CUCAAUAUUUUUUUUCCCUUCAACAUCCUCAGGAAUUCCAUGAAUAAUUAUAUUGUUUCUUCUCAUUCUGUUUUCCAUGUCAUCUAUUUUCGCCUUUAGCAUACGCACUUCCUCUGAUUCGACCAUAUCCAUUUUUACAGAUUCUAUUUCGUGCUUGUUUUCUUCGACAGAUUUUUUCUAAUUCUUGGACACCGUCUUCUAAUAACGAACACUGCAUUUUAGUUUUACUUACAGUUUUCUCUAUGGUAUCCAUUCUUUUUUCAAAGCAAUUGAGUUUAGUUUCAAUUGUGUCCAAUUUCUGUAGCUGCACAGUUAUGUUCUCAAGCUGCUUAUGAAUAGCAAUUAGCGUUUGGUCAGCUCUCCCGCCGUCGCAAUUCUCAACACCAACUGAACCACCUGUCUCAGCCUGGCUAGAACUAACUGCACUUGUUUUCCCUUUUCCCGUAGAUUUUUCCAUAUUUUUCUGAUCAACCUUGCUUCUUGUUUUCAUCAUAAUACAUUUAAUGUGAGUACUAUAAUGUGUUUAGCGUUGAUUUUGUAAUGUAAGGAAUAAUUUGAAAGAAAAUGUGGAGCUCAAAUCAAACGUUACUACCUAACACGACGCAUGCUCACAAUUCUGUUUCUGAAACUCCUUUUAUGUUAUUUGCUUUAUUUAUUAAAAAUUUAUUUCAUGGGUAUACUACUCUACUCUCAAAUAUAAAACAUGAACAAUAAAGCCACCUCUGGAAUUUAGGCAAAGAACAGAUUAACAGCAUGACAACCAGAUACUUCUCCCCUUAGAAGUAUCACCCCUCACAAACGUGCCCCAUGAACAUACAAAGUCACCCCUUGCAAAGUUCCCCCUGCAAAGUAUCCUCCUGACAAAGUCACGCCCUAACAUACUCUCAUCCUAUCAAACGUGCAAGUUUAUAAGGGGAGAGUUUUUAAGUGGAAAGUUGUAAGGGCCGACUUUGCUAGUAGGCGAGUGUACUGGUGUCCUAAUGAAAUGUUUUUUACACAUGCAUUUUAAGAAUGCAGUUAUACUUUUCCUUUGAGGGAAGAGGUACUGUUUCAUGCUGUAUAUCUGCUGUAAUCUGUGUUGUUUUUAACUAAUUCAUUUUGAAAUAUUGUUAAGAUAUUGUAGCAAAAAAGGGUACUAUUUUAAAUUUCUUGUAAGACCAUAUUCUUCAGUUGCAGAUUCAGGAUUUUGAAGUAGAGGGACCCAAGGACAGACUUUCACAGAUCGAGGGUCUAUAUUAUAACCUCAGUCCCACCAUGGUCAGGGCUAAUGUAAAUAAAUUUGUAAUUAGGGUACCACCAAAUUACCGGAAAUGGUGGUACUCUGAGACUUAAAUUUUAAUAUAAUUUUCCUUUUUUUUCAGCAUUUAAAAAAAAAUAAUUUACAAAAAAUGUUUGGGGGGUGGGAGUCCCAGGAGUAGCGGCAGUUUGGCGCAGCGGUUGCGGUUCGGGCUUUCAAUCGUAAGGUCUGGGUUUCGAGUCUCCGCUGUGCAGAAUCGCUUGUGUCCUUGGGCAAGGCACUUUAGCUACAUUGCUUCAGUCCACCCAGCUGUAUCAAUGGGUACUAGCAAACUGCUGGGGACUAACAUGCGAGGGACUAGUGUCCUGUCCAGGGGGAGUACAACUCUAUUCCGCUUCACACUACAGAAACCGGGGAUAAGCUUCAGCCCUAUGAGCCCUAGUGGCUCGGAAAGGAUUUAGUUUAUUUUAGUUUAGGGAGUCCCAGGCUAGCAGGGCCCACUUGAAUCCGCCACUGUUCUUUGUUUCAAUUAAUACCUUCUUUAUUUUUCAGUCAAAGGGAGAAUGCAGUAAUGAGCACUUCAGGUCAGAGGUUCAUUGAGAUAUCAUUCUGUUCUUAUCCAAAUGAGGUGGACUUUGUUGAGUUCAGGCAUUGCAAAUUACCUGCUAAUUUGCAGCAACCAAAUGAUAACAUGGAGAAACAAACAACCAUAGAGUUUUGCAAAUAGUAUGGGAGCCACGGUUGGUGUUCCCGAGGAAUCUCCUGUCCAUAUUCACACAAUCCUGAUGUCAUCCUAGACAAUGCGCAUUUAAACCAACGAAAAAUGAAGCGUAAACGAAACCGAAAAAGAAAACAUAGUGGAAAUGAAAAAGACAUUGAUGACAAAAAUACAGAAGAUUCAGUGUUAAAUAGUGACAAUAAACAUUGCCAAGAACAUGAAAUAAAUGAAGAAACAAAUGAAAUGGAGUGUGAAGAAAAGGAGAUAAAUGCGUGCUUAAUGCAUAUUGAGGCAGGUAGUAAACAAGAACUAAAUACUGCUACUGAGAUUAAAGAGCGAUCUUUGGACAAGAGCAAUUCAAAUAGAUAUAUGGCAGAAGGGAAGCACAGAGCAGGAUUUGAUGCUUUUAUGACCGGGUUUUCGUUUGCAACUUUUUUAGGAAAAUAUGGAGCCUGGAAAGAAACUGAGGUAAUGAAUAAUCAAAUGAGUUUAGGGUCGCGCUUCCAAGUGGAAGACCUUACAAAUCGAUUGUACUUAAGUGGUAAAUCUGUGCCGUUGUUGGUAGAAAAAAGUCAUUUUUCUAAAACAUCUAGCCAUCACAGAGAGAAGUUUCAGAAGACUUGUCCACCAACAUUCAAGCAUGUAACGCAAGUAGUUCUGGAAUCUGUGGGAUUGAGUUGAUUGCUGAUACGGUGAAGUUUGGCAUUAUGGCAGACUGUAGCAUUCAGUGGUGGUAAUAUGGAACACAAUACAAAUUGCAUUAUUUAUCGGUAUUUCUUGGAUAAGAAAAUAGACACAUUUAUAUUUACAUGAAUG
Molecule: messenger RNA, 2771 nt
Organism: Anneissia japonica
Lineage: Eukaryota; Metazoa; Echinodermata; Crinoidea; Comatulida; Comatulidae
Product: target of EGR1 protein 1-like
Exons: 2
Coding region: 2061-2636 (191 amino acids)
Biological process (GO): snRNA 3'-end processing
Cellular component (GO): Cajal body; cytoplasm
Molecular function (GO): 3'-5'-RNA exonuclease activity; snRNA binding
Source: RefSeq, a predicted model, not a curated record